Juglans regia (Persian walnut) is the source of this 1332-nucleotide messenger RNA. Its product is annotated as expansin-A10-like. The transcript is spliced from 3 exons. The coding region runs from base 132 to 857 and encodes 241 amino acids. Lineage: Eukaryota; Viridiplantae; Streptophyta; Magnoliopsida; Fagales; Juglandaceae. Gene Ontology annotation, cellular component: extracellular region. The record is from RefSeq and is a predicted model, not a curated record. Gene Ontology annotation, biological process: plant-type cell wall organization.
UCAAAGAUGAGUCGGGUUGUCAGUCAGUUUUGAUGUUGACUGGCCUCUAUUUAUUCCCCCACUCUUCAUUUCCCCAUGCAAGUCUUCUCAAGGUUCAAUUCCUGUCCAGCUAGUUUGCUUAGUGCAGGAAAAUGGCUCUUUUUGGUUUCUUUAUGGUGGGGUUUAUCUCCAUGGUCGCGUCAGUUAAUGGGUAUUAUGGAGGUUGGACAGAUGCUCAUGCCACUUUCUAUGGUGGAGGUGAUGCUUCUGGGACGAUGGGCGGGGCUUGUGGGUAUGGAAACCUAUACAGCCAGGGUUAUGGGGUUAACACAGCAGCACUGAGCACUGCAUUGUUCGACAAUGGCCUAAGCUGUGGGGCUUGCUUUGAAAUUAGAUGUGCAAAUGAUCCACAAUGGUGCCUCCCUGGCUCCAUUGUGGUCACCGCCACAAAUUUCUGCCCACCAGGGGGUUGGUGUGACCCUCCCCGCCCCCACUUUGAUCUCUCUCAGCCAAUCUUCCAACACAUUGCCCAAUACAGAGCUGGGAUAGUUCCUGUAGUUUACAGAAGGGUAAGUUGCAGAAAAAGUGGAGGUAUUAGGUUCACCGUCAAUGGUCAUUCCUACUUCAAUUUAGUUCUAGUGACCAAUGUUGGUGGUGCUGGGGAUGUGCAUGCGGUUUCCAUCAAGGGCUCAAGAGGUGGCUGGCAGGCAAUGUCCCGGAAUUGGGGCCAAAAUUGGCAGAGCAAUUCAUAUCUCAAUGGACAAAGCCUCUCUUUUGUUGUCACAACCAGCGAUGGACGCAGUGUGGUUUCAUACAAUGUUGCCCCGACCAGUUGGUCCUUUGGACAGACUUAUACUGGUGGACAGUUUCGCUAUUAAACGUCCCUCACUCUAUUAAGACUGAUUACACCAUGUCUACUAAAGUAUGGCAAGGCUAUGGUUAAAAAAUCCUACAGAUUUAUAUUAAAAAGCAGAGUAUAUAGGACCCUUAAUAUUGGCUCAAAAUGGCAAGGUUUGGUUUGAAAAGGUCCUCUCCGUUUAAAUAUGAUUGUGAGUUUUUGCAGUUCAUGUCUCGCUUUGUUUUGAAGCCUGGAGACCUUAUUUAAUUAGUUGCUGGAGAGAGAGAGAGAGUUAAUGGCAGCUAGGUGGUGCAGAUUUACUACCUGCCUGUAGUGCAUCGAAGUAUGAAAAGCAAGUCUUUAACGUUCUGUUGAUGGUAGUUUGGCACUGUAAUUUUACUGCCUGCCGCUAUGCAUCAAAGUGUAAGAACUGUCUAGAUAAUGCAUUUACAGGAGGCAUCUAUGCUUAUCUCAGAAAAAAUUGCAUCGAUAAUGAUAUAUGCUUGUAUCUCGAA